UGAUUGGUCAGUUUGGGAAACAGGAAGUAAAACAUUGAUGGUUGCUCUCCAUCACUUUGCUGUGGAUGCUCUGCUCGCUGUGUUUGCAGCCGUUCGGCAAUAACGAUUAUAUUUUUUGAGGAGGAGGGGACCGACCAACUGCCAUCAUGUCGAGCAAACGGGCCAAGGGAAAGAACACCAAGAAGCGUCCUCAGCGUGCCACCUCCAAUGUGUUCGCCAUGUUUGACCAGUCUCAAAUCCAGGAGUUCAAGGAGGCCUUCAACAUGAUCGACCAGAACAGGGACGGUUUUAUUGACAAAGAAGACCUUCAUGACAUGCUGGCCUCAUUAGGUAAGAACCCCACAGAUGAAUACUUGGAGACGAUGAUGAACGAGGCGCCGGGCCCAAUCAACUUCACCAUGUUUCUGACCAUGUUUGGGGAGAAGCUGAACGGCACAGAUCCGGAGGAUGUGAUCCGUAACGCUUUUGCCUGCUUUGACGAGGAGGGCACAGAAUCUAAACCUGGCCUUCUUGGCGAAGGUAUAAUCCAGGAGGAGUACCUGCGGGAGCUGCUCACCACGAUGGGCGACAGGUUUACAGAUGAAGAAGUGGACGAGCUCUUCCGGGAGGCGCCCAUCGACAAGAAAGGCAACUUCAACUAUGUAGCAUUCACCCGCAUACUGAAGCACGGCGCCAAGGACAAAGAUGAUUAGUGACAAAACUCUGGGUGUGGUUUAUUCUGUACGGAAGCCCUGAACCGCAAGUGAAGAAAUUUUUUUUUUGAGAUG
Messenger RNA from Centropristis striata (black sea bass), 767 nucleotides. It is a transcript of the gene myl12.2, whose product is annotated as myosin, light chain 12, genome duplicate 2. The record is from RefSeq and is a predicted model, not a curated record. Gene Ontology annotation, cellular component: cytoplasm. Bases 147 to 692 code for a protein of 181 amino acids. NCBI's taxonomy places the organism in Eukaryota, Metazoa, Chordata, Actinopteri, Perciformes, Serranidae. The transcript is spliced from 5 exons. Gene Ontology annotation, molecular function: calcium ion binding.